Gekko japonicus is the source of this 1859-nucleotide messenger RNA. It is a transcript of the gene FYTTD1, whose product is annotated as forty-two-three domain containing 1. Gene Ontology annotation, molecular function: mRNA binding. The transcript has 10 exons. NCBI's taxonomy places the organism in Eukaryota, Metazoa, Chordata, Lepidosauria, Squamata, Gekkonidae. Gene Ontology annotation, biological process: mRNA export from nucleus. Bases 89 to 889 code for a protein of 266 amino acids. The record is from RefSeq and is a predicted model, not a curated record.
CGUGCGCAUCAGGCGGGCCAGAAAAAGAGGUUCCUCUCCGCCUCCGUUUGGUGUCUUCGGCGAGGGGAGGCGGCGGCAGGAACGGGCCAUGAACGGGUUCGGCGAGGGGGCGGCCCUGCCCCGGAACACCGGCGGCGAAGCUGUGGAGAAAAUCGACAUGUCGUUGGAUGAGAUCAUUAGGCUUAAUAAGAAAGAAGAGCGGAAGCAGUACCCCCCCAGAAUGAAGAGAGGCUCUCAGCAGAACGGCAUGUGGCAGUUCAGAAUGAGGCGGCUCAAAUGGGAGUACACAGACAAUACAAGCGACGAGGGUCCUCCAAAGAACAUCCAGCGGAACUACCCGGUCUUGAAAAGGAAGAUGACCAUCCAAAGGCAGCCCGAGCAACACAGUAAGCCAGGAGCCGUUCUCAGGCGGCCUACCCUGCUNAACAGAGGAACUAAUAUCCAGUCCUCUUCCGCUAGACUUGGAAACCAGUUAUAUCAACAGAAAGAUUUUCGCCAAGCUACUUUCCUCUUCAGGAGGGGCCUGAAGGUGCAGGCACAAGUCCACCCAGAAGAUGACUUCAACGGACAGGAUGCAAAAAGGACUCCACCGUGGCGGACAUCCACUACAAACGGAGGCAUUCUGACCGUGUCUAUCGACAAUCCCGGCGCAGUGCCAUCACCAGUCUCCUUGAAGCCAAGGCUAACUAAUCCUCCGAUCCCUCCUUUCCUCAUGAAGAGAGAACAGACGGACGAGAAGAAGGUACCUAAAGGUGUUCCGCUACAGUUUGACAUCAACAGUGUUGGAAAGCAGACCAACAUGACUCUCAACGAGCGCUUCGGAAUCCUGAAGGAACAAAGAGCGGCCCUCUCUCAGAACAAAGGCAGCCGUUUCGUGACUGUGGGCUAGGGCCUGCCCGGCAGAGGGAUGCCCCUGCGCGGAUGGCCUCUCCGUCGAAGAAACCGAACUCACAGUGGGCAGGACGGAAUGGGAUUUGUUUCAAGAUGCCGAUGUGAAGCUGGGUCUCUCUCUUUCCUGUCCCUCUUUUAUUUCUUAAAAACACCUGCCUUUAUUUUGAAUCAUUAAAACAAAUCCCAGGUAUGGUAUUGGGCAAUAAAAAAAGGAGAAAAUCCGAUAGUGUACUCGAUAGGUGGUGUCGUGGGCGCCAUAAUAGGAAAAGGUUCUGUGUAGCCCCAGAGAGGAGGGGACAAGCAACCGCGCUUCUCUGAGUACCCCAAAGCAGCCGACGGAGGUUGGUUAUUAAAGGUAGAGGUCCGUCCUUGGCCCGCAGCCCGCGGCGAACAAACUGAAAAAAGGGUGUCAGGUCAUUUCGUUCACAUCCCUCCCUCCCAAAGUUGGCCCCUCCUGUUCAGCACAGAGUUCAGUGUUGAAGAGCCCUUCAUUUCUCCCGGUUGCUUUUCUGCUCCUUCGGAAAGCUGGAGUUCUCCCCUUCGUCUGAUAUCGAAAGCCCCAAGUUGUUUGGAAACCUGAGGAGGUAAAAUAAAAACCCAGUAUAUUCUUAACAGCGUUUGGAGUCCAAAAGGGCUGUCACUCUUGCAAGUCACAAUCAAGAACGAGGCUGUGGUGAGAAGCCAACCUUGUGUGUUUUGAAAACUAGGCCUAUCUCAUUGGGGGGGGGAAACGUUUCGACUGACGCAAGCGAGUUUCUUUUUCUUUUUUUAUACUGCCGGCGUGCUCCAGAUCUUCGCCAACCGAAGCAAUGAUUCGAUGGCUAUCGAACGCUAACCUGAUAAAAUUAUUUUGGUGGUCGCGAUGUAGAAAAGCGCACCUCGUACCUCCCGAUCCUUAAGUGUUAGUUUAUCGACAGGUUAGCAUCAAGGUUGGGUUCAAAGGACCGUCUUGUUGUAUCAAGGGAUCA